UUUACUAGUAUGAGACAUAGAUGGCACGAGAAAACAGCAUCACGAAGGGGGAGAGAUUUACAGAUCUCUCAUCAAGUUUCAUAAUUUGAUAUUCUAAUUUAAUUUUUCUUCCUAUUAAUAGGAAAAAGAGGAUUUGGUGAUUGCGAAUUGAUCUGCGUUUGUGGAGAAGAUUUGAGAGAAGAUCCUGUCUCCUAGAAUUGCUCCUAUCCAACAGAGGAAGACUGGUUUCUCCUACACCGACCAUGUAAUAACACGAUUAUUCCAUUCGGAGAUGUCUGCAUUCAUUAUUUCAUGUUAAAAAGCCAUUCUCUGCAUCUCCUUAGUAAAUAAAUUUCAGUUUUCAACAAUUUUUCGUCGGGAAGACAACAAUGUUGGCUGUAUUUAAGAGCGACGUUCUGCAAGCGCCGAAAGAGUUGCAUAGUCCAGCCUCAUUACAUCCCUUCGGUAGGGUUAAGACACCAAAGGAGGCAUUGAAGGAUUUGUUGGCUUCGAAUCCGAGCAAUGGCUGCUCUGUUUCGUUUUCAGACAAGGUUAUGUUGGGCUAUGUUCCGUCCGAAGCUUCUGCCGCCGCAGCGCAACAGAGAAUCUUCUGUGGUAUGGAUGAGGUUUACUGCAUGUUCUUGGGGAGCUUGACAAAUUUGUGCUCACUCAACAAGCAGUACGGGCUGACGAAGGGCGGUAACGACGCAACGUUCGUGAUGGAAGCCUACCGUACGCUGCGGGACAGAAACCCAAUCCCGGCGCACCAAGUUCUAAGAGAGCUCGAAGGAAGUUUCGGGUUUGUGAUCUUCGAUCACAAGUCGAAAAACGUGUUCGUCGCCCUCGUAAGCACGGUCUACCCUAUCGACAUUUCUAGCUCUUCGUUUCAAAUGGGUAAUUCGAAACCUAUUUUAUUUUGGCAGGGUGCCGAUAAUGAGGUGAGCCUCUACUGGGGAAUAGCAGCCGAUGGCUCGGUUAUGAUUUCCGACAACAGCAGUCUUAUAAAAGCAAGCUGUAGGAAAUCAUUUGCCCCAUUCCCACCUGGGUGUAUGUAUCACAGUGAAAGGGGACUAAUAAGCUUUGAGCAUCCAACUUACAAGAUGAAAGCCAUGCCUAGAAUCGACAGCGAGGGGGCAAUGUGCGGAUCCUAUUUCGCACUCGACGUCUACUCUAAAGUUAACAGCAUGCCCAGAGUUGGGAGCCAAGCUAACUGGGCAACCUGGGAAUGA
This is a messenger RNA of Andrographis paniculata, 1208 nucleotides long. Its product is annotated as stem-specific protein TSJT1-like. Bases 369 to 1208 code for a protein of 279 amino acids. The transcript is spliced from 3 exons. The record is from RefSeq and is a predicted model, not a curated record. Lineage: Eukaryota; Viridiplantae; Streptophyta; Magnoliopsida; Lamiales; Acanthaceae.